Messenger RNA from Saccharomyces eubayanus, 855 nucleotides. RefSeq lists its product as uncharacterized. Lineage: Eukaryota; Fungi; Ascomycota; Saccharomycetes; Saccharomycetales; Saccharomycetaceae. Bases 1 to 855 code for a protein of 284 amino acids. The transcript has a single exon. Gene Ontology annotation, molecular function: palmitoyl-(protein) hydrolase activity. The record is from RefSeq and is a predicted model, not a curated record. Gene Ontology annotation, cellular component: membrane.
AUGUUGUGGAAAGUCUCCAAGAUGUUUUUUAGUGGCUUUUUAGCACUAUCAUCGAUAUCGAUCACUACCCUUUAUCUCUACCAAAACCGUCUUGUCUACCCAUCAUGGGCCCAAGGCGCUAGAAACCAUGUCGAUACACCUGAUUCUCGUGGAAUACCCUAUGAAAAGCUGACUUUGAUCACGCAGGACCAGAUCAGGCUCGAGGCAUGGGAUAUUAAGAACGAGAACUCAACAAGUACCUUAUUGAUCCUCUGUCCGAAUGCUGGUAAUAUAGGGUAUUUUAUACCGAUAAUCGAUAUUUUCUAUCGCCAAUUUGGAAUGAGUGUCUUUAUUUAUUCGUAUCGUGGCUACGGUAAUUCGGAAGGUUCGCCAGGCGAACAAGGUUUGAAAUUGGACGCUGAUUGUGUCAUGUCACAUCUGUCGACGGAUCCAUUCCAUGCUAAGAGAAAACUGGUACUGUACGGUAGGUCUUUGGGCGGUGCCAAUGCCCUUUACAUUGCUUCCAAAUUCAGUAAUUUAUGCGAUGGUGUUAUAUUGGAAAAUACGUUUUUAAGUAUUCGAAAAGUUAUUCCUUAUAUUUUUCCCCUUUUGAAAAGAUUUACAGUUCUAUGUCAUGAGAUCUGGAAUUCGGAGGGCCUCAUGGGCAGUUGUAGUCCAGAAACACCAUUUUUGUUCCUCAGUGGGUUAAAGGAUGAGAUUGUACCACCCUUUCACAUGAGAAAAUUAUAUGAGACAUGUCCUAGUGCCAACAAGAAAAUUUUCGAGUUUCCGCUUGGUUCACAUAAUGAUACUAUUAUCCAAGACGGGUACUGGGAUAUAGUAAGAGAAUUCCUAGUAGAGAAAGGCUUUAUCUAA